Molecule: messenger RNA, 1272 nt
Organism: Pyrus x bretschneideri (Chinese white pear)
Lineage: Eukaryota; Viridiplantae; Streptophyta; Magnoliopsida; Rosales; Rosaceae
Exons: 4
Coding region: 244-567 (107 amino acids)
Source: RefSeq, a predicted model, not a curated record
UCCCUCACCUCACUUCCACCACUUAUUGGCUGCCAACCCAUCCUUUUCCUCUAACCCUUUCAGCUCACAUCUUAAUCCCUCUUAGACUCCCUCUUUCUCUGCACACGUAGGGAGGUCGAGAAGGUUUGCCCAAAAACCAAACCUUGAUGAUGAUGUUUCAAUCGACCACGACCAUAUCCUUGUUCCUUUUAAACCUUUCUUCAAACUCUCAGUCUCUUUCUCAUCCCUUCUACCUCCACUGGUAUGGAGAAAGCAACAGUGCAUAGUCACCUAACUAAGCCAACUCCGGCGUAUUUUUCAAGAUUCCGACCAAGAUUGAUGCAGAAAUACCUCGGGGGAGUUUUUCCCCAGAUUUCUGGGAAUCGAACCGUGGCCAUCCGGCCAUUUUUCCAGCCGCCUCAGGCCUCAUUUGGACCUCAAACUGGUGUAAUUACUAUUGGAGACUCCAACUUCUUAACUCGAACGGAUGUGGCAUCGCAAGUAACUGUGAGUUUUAGCAUCCGAGCUUUGGUAUCGAUAAGGAUUCUUGGCAAAUCUUGGUAUAAGUGGUUACAUUCGAUGAUAUAAUUCUUAUCCUACUUUACUGUACUUUACUUAUGAGUGUGAAAUAGGUUCAUUCCCGCUCACCAGCGCACUCUUAUAUUUAGGCACUUUCAGGUUUAAAUUUAUUCACAUUUUUCAUAUCACUACACUUAUGGCUUUGUCACCCUUCGGGUAUCGGCCAACACAGCUUGAUUCAGAAUCCAGCUGGACAUUCCGGGUCAAGGUGUGUCAUACCCCAUUGAAAAAGAUUGAGAUAUCUCAUUGUGACGGAAGAAAUUGAUCAACACAAUAUUAUAAGAACUAAGAUAUUGUAGCAAUGAUCAUUCAACAAAAAAUUUGUGACCAAUGGUCUCUAACUUAUCAAAACGUACAAUUAUGGUCCUUUUUGUCAACUCCGUUAGAACUUCAGUUAAAAUGAGUCACGUGCCACACAUGUGAGACUAAAUCAAGAUGCAAAUAUGGAAAACCAAAUGAGAAAAAUUGUAGCAAUGGUCCUUCAAUUUUAAUACAAUUGGAGAAAUGGUCACUCAACUUUAACCCAAUUGGAGAAAUGGUCCCUCAACUUUAACCUAAUUGUUGCAAUAGUCAUUCCAACGUGACUCAUUUUGACGGAGUUGAAUAAAAGGACCAUAGUUGCACAAUUUGAUAAGUUAAGGGAUCAAUGAUCAUAGAUUUUUAGUUGAGGGAUCAAUGACCAUUGCUACAAUUUUGUUUAUAACAAAUAUUGAA